GGGAAACCGAGAGAUGGCGACAAGUCAACAGAUUGAUUUCCACCGCUGGUUAAAUCCAUGAAGAAGAACAGCCGGGUCUGGUCUGGACAUAGUCUGUUCGGAACCUUUGGAUACACACGAUACGCACUGUGUCUGUUGCUGUGCUGUGGUUGAACACCAUGUCGUCCAGUGAGCGCGCAGACCUGGGCCGGGCGCUCUGCGUCAUCACCGGGGCUUCUAGAGGCUUUGGUCGGACUACAGCGAUAGAGAUGUCUCGGUUGGUGAAACCGGGCUCGGUACUCGUCCUGGUGGCCCGCUCCGCUGACGACCUGCGGUCUCUGCAGGCGGAGCUGGCCGAGUCUGAGGCAGGCAAAGCGGGCCUGCUGGUUAAGUGUGUGGUGGCAGAUCUGGCUCAGAUGGAAGGACCGGAGAGCGUCGUCAGUGCAUCUAAAGAAGUCUUCUCUGAGGAUCUAGAUCACAUUAUACUGGUUAACAACGCCGCCUCUCUGGGAGACGUGUCCCGCUUCGCCAAAAGCUUUACCAACAUGGCCGAGGUGGACUCUUACUUGUCCUUCAACGUCAGCUCCUCCCUGUGCCUCACCGCCAGCAUCCUGCAGGCUUUCCCACAGCGUCCAGGUCUGCGGCGGACUGUGAUCAAUGUCACCUCGCUGUGCGCCCUGAAGCCGUUCUGCUCCUGGGUGCUGUACUGCACCGGUAAGGCUGCUCGAGAGAUGAUGUUCAGGGUUCUGGCAGAAGAGGAGCCGGACCUACGGGUGCUCAACUACUCUCCAGGGCCUCUGGACACAGACAUGCAGUUGGUGGCCAGAUCCAGAACAGGUGAUCCCAGCCUCAGGAAGACUUUUUCAGACAUGUUUGCUGAGGGUCGGCUGCUCACCUGUGAGGCGUCCUGUGUCAAGCUGAUGAAGCUGCUGCUGGAAGACACAUACACAUCAGGAGCUCAUGUCGACGUCUUCGACCUCUAGACAGCAUGAGUUCUCACAGCCAGGUAGCAUUGGGCCAGAUUGUUCAGAUGUGCCUUGAUUUUAACUGAAACUAAUUUAUACCUUUUUAAUGAUUUCUGUUAAUGACUGCAAAUGGAAAAGUUAAUUGUUACCUCAGAUUGCCCUGUCAGUCUUAAAGUCCCCAUGACACAGUAAGCAGAGGGCUGUGUACUUUAUCAUUUUUAUGUUUCCUGCAAAAAUGCUCAAAUAGGAGGGAGGAAUAUUGUUUGCCGUUUAUAGUAGCCAGUAGUGAGUGUGCACUACACCACCAAUGCUAUUCAUUGCAGCUGGUGCUUUGAGCUAGUGUUAGCAUCUACCUUCCAGUAAACCUAGCCGACCCCAGGGCCAAACACAACCUCCAAAAGUGGCCACUGAUAGUAACAUACUGAGGUGGUUUUCUUGCUGGGUUUAGCUCCCAAGGUUGAGUCAGUCCAGUAAUCUAACCAUCAGGAAAGCCUGUAAAUCACCUCAGUAGUGUAACGUUAUCCCCUGUUGCUUUUGAGCCAGAUCCAGUCUGGCUGCUGAGCCCGGUUCUGGUGCCUGUUAACAGCAGAUUCAGUUAGCAUUAGUUAAUUAAUAGUCAGCUACUUUAGCAAGUAGUUUGGCUAAAGCUAUCUGUUCAUCAUGAAACCCGUAAAUUUAUUGUGUAUAAAGUCUGAUCCAGUUUCAUCAAAAUCAGUGAAUAAAGUUCUAAAGUUGUGCUUUUGUACAGUAAUCAUAGGCCUGGCUAUAGAUGACUGUAGCAGCCCUCACAGUCACUCUGUCCUGUAUCAAACAGUAAGCACUCCUCUCUGGCGGCCUUUUUGUCACUGUUGGUUCAGAUACUGGAGGAUAGAGCACAGAUGGGACAAAAACACUAAAAAUAUGAAGUCUGACUUUAUGGAGACUUUAACUCUGUAGGUUGUAGCCUCUUCCUGUAGCCUUAAACACUAAAAAACAGCUGCUGAUCAUCACAUUUCCAUUCAAAACAUUCCAGAACAGAAGUUCAUUCACACUACAGCCAGUAAAGCUGCCAUCAGUAACGUCAGAUAGUUUUGGACACGGUAGAAACAACAUGUAGGUCCAUAAGAGAAGAUGGCGUAGACCACAGUUGUGAACUGUGAAUGGGACACAAGACACCUCAGCAAAAUAUUUGCUAUGUGGGCCAGAUAAAGUACUGCUUUACUUAAGGCCAUACUGAGUCAUCUCCAGUUCACAGGACAAUAAUUCAGUGAGACCAUAUAAAUAAACCAAUUUUGUUUAUGAUUGUCAUCGGAUCAGGUUUGUUAACUGUCAUUAGCAUCAGAAGGAAGUAACCAAAGUAAAAGCUUUUUCAGAUAGAUAAUGAUAGAGCUACAUUCAUUCAUUCAGACACAGCUGGAAUCACAUGGUUGUGUCUUAACCACAAGAUUUCGGUGAUGAAUAAAAGCUUUUAUCAAAUACCAAAACUGUAAAGCAGAAACUGUUAGUUUAAAAUCCAAAUUAUAUAUUUUUUAAAAUUGUGUAAACCAAAACCAAAAAUGUGAAGUCAAAGAAAAUCUUAAUAAAUUCAUCUAGACCAGGUUUUAGUUUUCAUUCCUCAUUAAGGCCACUGUAUUUCAAAACUCGACCAAUAUCCAAGACCAGAAUUAUUUUAGUCAAAUAAAGUUAAAUCCCAGUAAGUUUUUCCUGUUCAUUAGAAUGGAAUAAGUAUGUUUCAGCUGUGGCGGUGUGGGCCACAGGUUAUGGACUGUUAAAAAACAACAAGAGUCCCAAACCCAAGUGGAACCACCACUAACCUUAGUCUAACCUUAAACUAUUACUACCUUAAUACCUACCUACUUAAUACCUAAACGGUCUCUUGAAAAACACACCGACAAUCAAUUCAGUUUAUUUGCUGUAGUGGUACGUUCAGUUUUCUUGUGCAAUGAUUGAAGAUUAAAUUAAUUACUUUCAGUAACAAGAUAGCUAGGUGAAGAACAACAUUUUUAAAAGUUUUAGGUUUUAAUUUACUUGUACAGCAUCAAAUCAGAAGUUUUCCCAUGACACUCUACAUAUGGAGCAGGUCUAGUUUGCAUUCUUUAUAUUAUUUACAGAGACCCAACAAUUCUCACCAUGAGCAAGCACUUGCCCACACGUAACAGUGUGUGAAGGAAAAAAGUCCUUGCCAAAUGUCAAGUGGAACAGCACUUGUAGUGGCCGUUUACCAAAGACCCAAGUGCCUAGGCCAAUUAGUCACCCACUGCAAUCACGAAGAGAGAUGAGACUGAUCUUGAAGGUUGAUUUAUUUGAAAAUUGAUAACUUAUAAUGGUGCAAAAAUCUUUACAAACAUCUUAAACUGUUCCACUAGAGGCGGUUCUUAAUGUGAAAAAAAGACGUUGACGAUCAAAAACUUCAGAGAGUCAUUAUAGAACCAAUUAACCCAAUAUUUUCCUGCGUCCAUGCGCACUAAGACUUGCAAGACGGCAUUAACAAAAAAAGCUAUAUGGUUUAAGUGGCUCUUACAAGCCUGUUCCAGAUGUUAUCAGAUACAGUUAUUCAGCACCAAGCUUCUAGCAGCACCAGUUUCAUGAAUGAAUUAUGAAUUUCACUGUGCUACUCUUGGUGUUACAGAACCUUAAGCCUGAACUGUGACACAGUCCUCUGUUCAGAGGAGAACUUACUGGAUCUUCAUGCUUCUUUGGUUGAUUUUUUUGUCGUAUCCACCUUCACUCUGUGAUUUAUUUAAAGAAGUGUUGCAUUCCAUAAACUGCUAACUGUAUGUCUAUGCUAACAGGUGAUGACGUUGACGUUUUUUCAUAUUGAUGUUGUGCUCUGAAUUCUAACUUUAGUGAAGUCUGCAGGUUAUUUUUAAGGUGCCUUACUUGUGAUAUCGGUUUACGUCCGUUAAUGAAAUGACAUUUUUUUCCUGACUAGUCACAUUAGUAAAUAGUGAAGUAAAGGGAGUUCAAUAUGUUCCACUGUUUUCACACAUUCCUUAGUGUAUAACCUGUUAUUUUUAUGAAUAAUAUAUUAUAUAAAAAAAUAUAUAAGGAAAUUGUUUUGUAUGUGCUUAUGUUGUUAUCCAUUUCAGUUGUGUAAACUUGAUACUGACAUUGAAGCCUGUUAUAAGAGUAUUACAAUGUUACACACAAGGGCACUACAUAUAAACUCAUAAUAUAGAGGUACCACUUUAUAGCAACUUAGAUUA
Larimichthys crocea (large yellow croaker) is the source of this 4129-nucleotide messenger RNA. RefSeq names its product sepiapterin reductase a (gene spra). The transcript is spliced from 3 exons. Gene Ontology annotation, biological process: tetrahydrobiopterin biosynthetic process. NCBI's taxonomy places the organism in Eukaryota, Metazoa, Chordata, Actinopteri, Sciaenidae. The record is from RefSeq and is a predicted model, not a curated record. Bases 159 to 962 code for a protein of 267 amino acids. Gene Ontology annotation, molecular function: sepiapterin reductase (NADP+) activity.